UUACAAAUUAAUUUAGUGCCGAUAAACACGUUAAAAAAAUUCUAAUAAAUAUAAAUUUAAAUAAAUUGUAUUUACGAUUAUAAAUAUUAUAAUAAUUAGUGUUUUUUUUUUGUUUUAUUAAAGUAAUAAAAAAUAACCGAAAACAUGACAUUUUUGUGUUUUUUAAUUAUAAUAAUAAUUAUUACAAGUGCUAUAAAAAGUGAUAUUUGUGAUGGGGCAAGAAUAUUGGGCAUUUUUCCAUUAAAUUCAAAAAGUCAUUUUACAUUAGGAGAACAAAUAAUGAAAAUUCUUGCAAAAACAGGACACCAGAUAGACGUCGUUAGUCACUAUCCGCAAAAAAAACCGGUUUCCAACUAUCGUGAUUUAAGUUUACAUGGAUCAAUGAUUGAUAAAACAAAUAAUUUGGAUUACAAUCGACUACAAUUUUUAUCACCAAUUUCAAUUGUUCCCGAAAUUUCAAAUAAUACCGGCAGUAAUAUUUGUAAAUUAAUUCAACAUCCAAUACUACAAAAUAUAAUUAAAAAUCCACCAAAAAAUCCGCCCUACGAUCUCGUUAUUGUUGAGAUAUUUACAGCUCACUGCUAUUUUGCAUUUGCGCAUCACUUAAAAGUUCCCAUGAUAGGAUUAAUAUCAUCUGUUGUACAAGAAUGGGAAAAUGAAGCACUAGGAAAUCCUGACAGUUUUGCAUUUAUUCCAGGAGGAUUUACAGGACUUAAUGUUGGGGGGAAAAUGAAUUUUUAUCAACGUCUUUUAAAUACAUUAAUGGGUAAUCUAAUAAAACGACAAUUUUACCACUAUACUGAUCAUCAAAAAAUAUUUAUCGAUCAAUAUUUUGGACCCAAUUAUCCAAGUAUUCGCAAUCUUUCUACACAAUUUGCCCUCGUAUUUGUAAAUUCUCAUUUCAGUUUACAUGGAAUUCGACCACUAACACCAAGUGUUAUUGAAAUUGGAGGAGUUCACAUUCAAGAAAAUGGGGAAAAAUUGUCACCGGAUCUUCAAAAAUGGUUGGAUGAUAGUAAAUAUGGAUGCAUUUAUAUGUCAUUUGGUUCUAUGGUGAAUAUAGAAACAUUUCCCAAUGAAACAUUGAAUGCAUUUUACACGGCUUUUGAAAAUAUUGCACCUGUUCGAAUUUUACUAAAAAUUGGAAAUGAAAAAUUACUAUCUAAACUUCCCAACAAUGUCAAAACACAUUCGUGGCUUCCACAAAUUCAAAUUCUAAAACAUAAAAAUGUAAAAGUUUUUGUAACCCACGGAGGUCUUCUUGGAACAUUAGAAUCAAUUUAUUACAAAGUACCAAUGAUUGGAUUUCCUCUAUUUGGAGAUCAAUUUUACAAUAUGAAAGUUUGCGAAGAUAGAGAAAUAGCAAUUUCUUUGGAUUAUCACAAAUUUACAGCCAAUGAUUUCCUCGAGGCUUUAAAUGUGGUUUUAAAAAAUAAUAACUACAGAAACAAUAUUGAAGAAUUUUCCAAACUCUAUUAUGAUCGUCCUAUGAGUUCACAAGAGAGUGUAAUUUUUUGGGUAAACUAUGUUUUACGACAUGGAAAUAUUUUACGAUCUCCUGCUGUAGAUUUAGCCUGGUAUCAAGUUGAACUUUUGGACGUUUAUGGUUUUUUGUUGCUUAAUGCAAUAUUCUUAAUCUAUAUCAGUUUUUUAAUUAUCCGAACUUUCUACAUACUUAUUUAUCAUACAAAGAGAUUUGAUAAAAUUAAAAUCUUAUCAAAGAAAUGAAAAUAAAAAUUUUAAUGAGAAAUUUUAAUAAAACAAUACCCAAAAAAAAAUUA
This is a messenger RNA of Leptopilina boulardi, 1781 nucleotides long. RefSeq names its product UDP-glucosyltransferase 2-like. The transcript has 5 exons. Gene Ontology annotation, molecular function: UDP-glycosyltransferase activity. The record is from RefSeq and is a predicted model, not a curated record. Lineage: Eukaryota; Metazoa; Arthropoda; Insecta; Hymenoptera; Figitidae. Bases 145 to 1728 code for a protein of 527 amino acids.